UGGGAGCCGCCGGGGCGAGAGGAGCGUGGCCUUCUCUCUUCAGCAUGGCGUGUGCUCGUCCACUGAUAUCAGUGUACUCUGAAAAGGGCGAAUCAUCUGGCAAAAAUGUUACUUUGCCAGCUGUGUUCAAGGCUCCCAUCCGACCGGAUAUCGUGAAUUUUGUUCACACCAACCUGCGCAAGAACAACAGGCAGCCCUAUGCUGUCAGCGAAUUGGCAGGUCAUCAGACCAGUGCUGAGUCUUGGGGUACUGGCCGAGCCGUGGCGAGAAUUCCUAGAGUCCGGGGUGGUGGGACACACCGUUCUGGCCAAGGUGCUUUUGGAAAUAUGUGUCGUGGAGGUCGCAUGUUUGCACCAACCAAAACCUGGCGCCGUUGGCAUCGGAGAGUGAACACCACUCAGAAGCGCUAUGCCAUCUGUUCGGCCCUGGCUGCCUCUGCCUUGCCCGCCCUCGUCAUGUCUAAAGGUCAUCGCAUUGAGGAAGUUCCUGAACUUCCUUUGGUGGUCGAAGACAAAGUAGAAGGCUACAAGAAGACCAAAGAGGCAGUCUUGCUUCUUAAGAAAUUGAAGGCCUGGAAUGAUAUCAAGAAGGUCUAUGCCUCUCAGAGAAUGAGAGCGGGCAAGGGCAAAAUGAGAAACCGUCGGCGGAUCCAGCGCAGGGGACCAUGCAUUAUCUACAACGAAGACAAUGGCAUCGUCAAGGCCUUCAGGAACAUCCCCGGAAUUACUCUGCUCAAUGUCAGCAAACUGAACAUUUUGAAACUUGCUCCUGGUGGGCAUGUGGGGCGUUUCUGCAUUUGGACUGAAGGUGCCUUUCACAAGUUGGAUGAGCUGUAUGGCACCUGGAGGAAGGCCGCCUCCCUGAAGAGUAACUACAACCUCCCCAUGCACAAGAUGACCAACACAGACCUUAGCAGAAUCUUGAAAAGCCCUGAGAUUCAAAGAGCCCUCCGAGCACCCCGCAAGAAGAUUCAUCGCAGAGUCCUGAAGAAGAACCCACUGAAGAACCUGAGGAUUAUGUUGAAGCUCAAUCCAUAUGCAAAGACCAUGCGCAGGAACACCAUUCUCCGGCAAGCCCGCAAUCACAAGCUCAGGGUGGCUAAGGCGGAAGCAGCAUUAGGGGUCAAGUCAGAUGAGAAGGGAGUUCCCCUCCAGAAGCCCCUGGUGGGGAAGAAAGGAGGCAAGAAAGCCGCUGUGGUGAAGAAGCUGAAGAAGCCUGUGGCAGGAAAGAAGGCCGCAGCUAGCAAGAAGCCCGCGGCCGAGAAGAAGCCUGCCCCCGAAGAAAAGAAGCCAGCUGCAUGAACACUUGUUUUAUGCCCUGGGAAGUUGUCUUUUGGACAGCUUAUUUUGAAUAAAGACCUGCUUGAAACAACA
Messenger RNA from Echinops telfairi (small Madagascar hedgehog), 1373 nucleotides. It is a transcript of the gene RPL4, whose product is annotated as ribosomal protein L4. Gene Ontology annotation, cellular component: cytosolic large ribosomal subunit; ribosome. The coding region runs from base 45 to 1301 and encodes 418 amino acids. The record is from RefSeq and is a predicted model, not a curated record. NCBI's taxonomy places the organism in Eukaryota, Metazoa, Chordata, Mammalia, Afrosoricida, Tenrecidae. Gene Ontology annotation, molecular function: RNA binding; structural constituent of ribosome. Gene Ontology annotation, biological process: translation. The transcript has 10 exons.